AUGGAGACAGCGUGUCAAGGCGAGGUGUUUCUGUACGAUGAGAUGUUGGGUUAUGCCGGCUUUGAGGCCCGUGCUGGGCAGGGCGUUCUUGAGGGUUCCAAAGCAGUCGUCUGCAUUGGAGGCUUGACCGACGGCUUGUUGAGUUUACGAUACCUGCCAGCAUUGGCCGCCGAACUGCAGCAGGUCGGCUGGCGAACUUUUCAACCGGUACUGCAAAGUAGCUACCGGGGCUGGGGUUUUGCGAGUCUUGACGAUGAUGUAUUGGGAAUCGACAAAUUCUUGUCCUUCCUGCGAUCGAAGCGUGGGAUUACAGAAGUCGUCCUGCUCGGAUCAUCGACCGGAUGUCAAGAUGCAGUCCACUACCUUAAGGUUGGCAAGCUUACUGAUAUUGUACAUGGAAUCGUUCUCCAAGCGCCCGUGAGUGAUCGUGAAGCUUUGUCUGUCGAAACUUCUGGAAACCAAGUUGAAGCCCUCUGUGAGUUUGCAAAGACAGCAAGCAAGAUGAUAGCUGAAGGACGAGGAGAGGAGGCAUUGCCUCGCGCAGCGUGUCAGCUGUUUGGUCCUCCAGAUGUGAUUACGGCUUAUCGUUUCGACUCAUUGACAAGACGGCUAGCAGAUGACGACAUGUUCUCUUCCGAUCUGUCGGAAGAUGAGAUGAAACAGAAGCUUGGUCAUGUACACACGCCUGCUUUGUUGAUAGCCUCCGCAGAUGACGAGUAUGUGCCAAAGACUGUCGAUGUAUCAAUGUUGUGCCAUCGCAUGGCCGAUGCGAUGGCUGCGGGUGUAGCACGAACUGCAGAGUGCUUGGUCUUGCAGCAGGGCGGCCAUGGGGUACGCGGGCAGGAUGCACAAGCGCAUUUCGUAGAUGCAGUUGCAAGAUUUGUUGCCAGACUCAGUGUACACGAGCUUCCUGACGGCACACAUCUUUCUCGAUUGACAUGGGAAGUCUCUUUAGCAAACACUCUUCGUGGCAGGGCAGCAUCCGUGCCUUCCGGGAAGCCGCUUCUGGUGGCGAUAGCGGGAAUGCCAGGAUCGGGAAAGAGCAGGAUCUCACAAAUCUUGUUGCGCCUGUUGCAGCCGGAUUGUCUUGUGGUACAGAUGGAUGGAUAUCAUACAAAGCUGUCCGACCUACAGUCAAGACCAGACGCCGCAGAUGCAGUGUACAGGCGAGGCGCUCCAGACACAUUUGAGGUAUCGUCUCUGAGAGAAGCGCUGAAGAGGGUCAAAGCUGGAGAAUCAAGCGUGAAGUUCCCCGCGUUUGACCAUGCACGUGGCGAUCCAGUGGAAGAUGCAGUUUGCUUUGACCGCCGUGUCCAUCGGAUAGUUCUCGUGGAGGGGUUGUAUCUGCUCCACCGGAACGAUGGGUGGCAAGAAAUACCAGAUCUCUUCGACUUCAAGGUUUACCUUGAUGCGGAUCUUGAGGAGUGCAUUGGCCGAGUGAAGGAGCGCAACAAAGUUAUUCCAGGCUACACCCCGCAGGAAAUAGACAAGCGUUGCGAGGAGGUGGACAGACGAAAUGCAGAGGUUGUUCAGCUGACACAGGGAGAAGCAGAUCUUCAUGCAGGUCCCAAACUGAACCAGGCUCCAGAAGACUGA
Messenger RNA from Symbiodinium necroappetens, 1596 nucleotides. The record is from the annotation of a GenBank genome assembly. NCBI's taxonomy places the organism in Eukaryota, Dinophyceae, Suessiales, Symbiodiniaceae.